Molecule: messenger RNA, 531 nt
Organism: Paramecium tetraurelia
Lineage: Eukaryota; Ciliophora; Oligohymenophorea; Peniculida; Parameciidae
Exons: 1
Source: RefSeq, a predicted model, not a curated record
AUGCAAUUAUAAUACUAAUCACUUAAGUUAAUCAUCACCGAAUCUAUGUUUUAAACACCGGAACCAAUUAGCAUUCAUUAUUAACGUAUUUACAAAUAUUUCAACUAAACCCCCAAUGACUUCAUACCAAAACAGACACCUUCAAUCUACUCUUUUUGUUUGAGAAUACGAUUUCUAUCCGAAUUGAUAAUAAUGUUAAAGGAGAAAAAGUAUUUUUUUGUAUAACUGAAGUUCAUUCUCAAGCUUUCAGAAAGGGAUCGAAAUCUAUAUGGACAAAAUGGUUGUUAAAGACAUAUGAGGAAUAUGGUUAAGAGGAUAGGGAAUGUGCCAAGAAAUCAAUGGACAUAAGUGAAAAUAAUAGAAUAAUCUAUUGAUUAAAUAAGUUAUAGGGAAAUGCUUCACAUUCUGGAAGUUCAUUUUUUAGAAGUAAAUCAUCUAAGUCAUUCCGAUUAAGUGCACUUUGAUCAAUCAAUUUUAAAGAAUGAGACUUGUCUGUUCAGAAGUUUAAUGAAUAUUUACAAUUUGAUAUGA